AUGUCAAGCACAGUUACUAUUACCAGCACAGGGAAGGGGCUAAAGGCAUCAUCCUCUGGUGCAAUGCGCAUGGAUGGGACUGAUCAUGGCUUUGGCGAUUUUCGCGACGACCUAACCCGAGAUGGCUUUGCCGUUGUCAAAGGGGCCAUAGCGAAGGAAAAGGCAUUGGAAUACGCUGAUAAGAUGUAUUCUUGGCUUGAAGACUUCAACCUGGGUUUCAAACGGGAUGACCCGUCUACUGUUCACAAAGAUAACCUUCCCGUCAUCAACGAGAAGGGAAUGUGUCUGAAUUAUGGACUCGCACAUGAAGACUUUGUCUGGGGAGUCCGCAGUGAGCCCGGCGUGGUCGGCGCUUUCGAGAAGGUUUACAAUGAUGAAGAUCUGAUUGUGUCCUUUGACGCUUCGAACUUUCAAUUUCCCAACCGUACUGAUAUAGCACCCAACAAGCCUUGGCCACAUCAAGAUCAGGAUCCUGCAAAACUUGGAUUCCGCUGCAUGCAAGGUCUGGUGAAUCUGCUGCCCAAUGGACCGGAUGAUGGUGGUCUUAUUGUUUGCAGAGGUGGACACCUUCUCUCCGAAAAAUUCCACCGUGAGAUGGCAGACGAAGAGCGCAUCCCUGCCUGGACCCCUGAGUGGUAUGGUUUCACAGAGCGUGGUAUGAAAUGGCUGGAAGACCACGGCUGCAAAUGGGAAAAGGUUUGCGCUGAACCUGGGGACCUUCUCCUCUGGGAUUCGCGCACUCCUCACUACAACUUGAGUCCUAAGAGCAACCAGCCUCGUUUCGCCAUCUAUACAUGCUUCAUGCCGGUUGCCGAUGCUACACAGGACGACCUUCUGCGCAAGAAGGAUGCCUUUGAGCGUCGUGUUGGAACCACUCACUGGCCCAAUGCGAAGCAUACUGGGUCAAAUGUUGCAAAGAGAGAUGGAGAGAACGACCCGCAUAACCGUGAUGCCCCUGUGAAUGAACCAGUUCUCGGUGAGAGAGCUUUCAAGUUGACUGGUAUCCCUUAUAUCACCAGUGGUGCGACUGCUAUUAUUGUGAACUAA
Molecule: messenger RNA, 1047 nt
Organism: Penicillium malachiteum
Lineage: Eukaryota; Fungi; Ascomycota; Eurotiomycetes; Eurotiales; Aspergillaceae
Exons: 4
Coding region: 1-1047 (348 amino acids)
Source: RefSeq, a predicted model, not a curated record